CCGCCCGGCACUCCGCGGGCGCGCAGUGGCCAUGCGGCGAGCGGAGCUGGCGGCCGAGGCCGCGCUGCGGGCGCUGCUCCUCGCCACCUUCGGGAUCACGGAGUUCCUGCCGCCCUUCCAGCGCGUGGUGCAGCCCGAGGAGAUGUGGCUCUACAAAAGCCCCUACGUUGAAGUGGACCACGUCCCCACAGUCUUCAUGUUCUUCAUCGCAUUUCUGUCUCCCUUGUUGCUCAUCAUCCUGGCGAGGCUGUUCAUGGGCGCUGACCACGAGGACACGAGGGAAGCCUGCCUUGCUGCCAGCCUUGCUCUCGCCCUGAACGGGGUUUUCACAAACGCCCUGAAGCUCGCAGUGGGGAGGCCACGGCCCGACUUCUUCCACCGCUGCUUCCCGGACGGCCGAGCCAACGCCGAGCUGGCGUGCACGGGGGACGCGCGCAGGGUGACCGAGGGCCGCAAGAGCUUCCCCAGCGGACACUCGUCCUUUGCCUUCGCUGGUCUUGCCUUCUCUGCCUUCUACGUGGCAGGGAAGCUGCACAGCUUCGUUCCAGGCCGGGGGGGCCGGGCCCUGCGCUUCUGUGCCUUCCUCCUGCCCCUCUUCCUGGCCACCCUCAUCGCCGUGUCCCGCACCUGCGACUACAAGCACCACUGGGAAGAUGUGUUGGUUGGCUCAGUGAUGGGCUUGGUGCUCGCAUACCUGUGCUACAGGCAGUACUACCCUCCCCUGACAGACCCCACGUGCCACAAACCAUCUCUGGCCAAGCCCAAACCGCUGCCAGCGCACGAGGAGAAGCCUCCAGCUGCCAGCUUCCACCUGAACAUCUAGUGCCAGGCUCUUCCUGCCUGCUCCCUGGAUGCCAGGGCAGGGUGAGGCUUGGGGGAGGCUGCUCAGGAGAAGUGAGGACGAACCCCUGGGCAGGUGUUCCCUGCCGAGCUGGUGAGUUUCCUGCCCUGGCCCUUGUGUUGCUUCAUCUCACUGAAUUUUGUAGGCCGCCCCCUCCUCAGGCCCACUGUGAAGGGAGGGAGGCGCUCGGGCUGCCAAGCUGCACAAAGACAGUUGGGGUGUGAACACAAACUGGGAAGAUGUGACGACCCAGUGUGCUCGGUCUGGUGGGAGUUCUCAUGUCCAGUCCAGGAGGCACCACUGGCCACCUCCCUGCAGUCCAGCCGAGCUGUCCCAGCCCUUCUCCUGGGAAAUGAAGUGCAGGACCUGCCAACUUUGAGCUUUUCUAAUUUCCCAAAUAAAGGAGUUUAAUUUUUGUAA
This is a messenger RNA of Vidua chalybeata, 1261 nucleotides long. It is a transcript of the gene PLPP5, whose product is annotated as phospholipid phosphatase 5. The record is from RefSeq and is a predicted model, not a curated record. Gene Ontology annotation, biological process: phospholipid metabolic process. The coding region runs from base 32 to 823 and encodes 263 amino acids. The transcript has 7 exons. NCBI's taxonomy places the organism in Eukaryota, Metazoa, Chordata, Aves, Passeriformes, Viduidae. Gene Ontology annotation, molecular function: phosphatidate phosphatase activity.